Molecule: messenger RNA, 9225 nt
Organism: Heterocephalus glaber (naked mole-rat)
Lineage: Eukaryota; Metazoa; Chordata; Mammalia; Rodentia; Bathyergidae
Source: RefSeq, a predicted model, not a curated record
AUGGAAGAGGCUUACAGAGAUAGGACUUCACUGAUGAAAGGUGCCAAGGACAUUGCCAGAGAGGUGAAGAAACAGACAGUGAAGAAAGUGAACCAAGCAGUGGACCGGGCCCAGGAUGAAUAUACCCAGAGGUCCUACAGUCGGUUCCAAGACGAGGAUGAAGACGAUGACUAUUACCCACCCGGAGAUACCUACAAUGGGGAAGCUAAUGAGGAUGAAGGCUCCAGUGAAGCUACCGAGGGCCAUGAUGAGGAAGAUGAGAUCUAUGAAGGGGAGUACCAGGGCAUCCCCAGCAUGAGCCAGGGGAAAGACGGCAUAGUGUCGGUGGGGCAGCCCAAGGGGGAUGAGUACAAGGACCGCCGGGAGCUGGAGUCCAAGAGGAGGGCUGACGAGGAAGAGCUGGCCCAGCAGUAUGAGCUGAUCAUCCAGGAGUGUGGCCACGGCCGGUUCCAGUGGGCCCUGUUCUUUGUGCUGGGCAUGGCGCUCAUGGCAGAUGGUGUGGAGGUGUUUGUGGUGGGCUUCGUGUUACCCAGUGCGGAGACGGACCUGUGCAUCCCAAAUUCAGGAUCCGGAUGGCUAGGCAGCAUAGUGUACCUCGGGAUGAUGGUGGGGGCGUUCUUCUGGGGAGGACUGGCAGACAAAGUGGGAAGGAAACAGUCUCUUCUGAUUUGCAUGUCUGUCAACGGAUUCUUUGCCUUCCUUUCUUCAUUUGUCCAAGGUUAUGGCUUCUUUCUCUUCUGUCGCUUACUUUCUGGAUUCGGGAUCGGGGGAGCCAUUCCCACUGUGUUCUCUUACUUUGCCGAAGUCCUGGCCCGGGAGAAACGGGGUGAGCAUCUAAGCUGGCUCUGCAUGUUCUGGAUGAUCGGUGGCAUCUACGCCUCUGCCAUGGCCUGGGCCAUCAUCCCGCACUACGGGUGGAGCUUCAGUAUGGGCUCAGCCUACCAGUUCCACAGCUGGCGCGUCUUCGUCAUCGUCUGUGCACUGCCCUGUGUCUCCUCGGUGGUGGCCCUCACGUUCAUGCCCGAGAGCCCACGGUUCUUGUUGGAGGUUGGAAAACACGAUGAAGCUUGGAUGAUCCUGAAGUUAAUUCAUGACACCAACAUGCGUGCACGGGGCCAGCCCGAGAAGGUCUUCACGGUAAACAAAAUCAAAACCCCUAAGCAAAUAGAUGAGCUGAUUGAAAUCGAGAGUGACACGGGAACUUGGUACCAGAGGUGUUUUGUUCGAGUCCGCACCGAGCUGUAUGGAAUUUGGUUGACUUUUAUGAGAUGUUUCAACUACCCUGUCAGGGAAAAUACAAUAAAGCUCACGAUCGUUUGGUUCACCCUGUCCUUUGGGUACUAUGGAUUAUCUGUGUGGUUCCCUGAUGUCAUUAAACAUCUUCAGUCCGAUGAAUAUGCACUGCUAACUAGAAAUGUGCAAAAAGAUAAAUAUGCAAAUUUCAGUAUUAACUUUACAAUGGAAAAUCAGAUUCACACUGGAAUGGAAUACGACAAUGGCAGAUUCCUAGGGGUCAAGUUCAAAUCUGUAACAUUCAAAGAUUCAGUGUUUAAAUCCUGCACGUUUGAGGAUGUGACUUCAGUCAACACCUACUUCAAGAACUGCACAUUUAUUGAUACCAUUUUUGACAACACAGAUUUUGAGCCGUAUAAAUUCAUUGACAGUGAAUUUCAGAACUCCUCGUUUUUUCACAACAAGACGGGGUGCCAGAUUACCUUUGAUGAUGACUACAGUGCCUACUGGAUCUAUUUUGUCAACUUCCUGGGGACACUGGCGGUGCUUCCAGGGAACAUCGUGUCCGCUCUGCUGAUGGACAGAAUCGGCCGCUUAACCAUGCUAGGUGGCUCGAUGGUCCUCUCGGGGAUCAGCUGCUUCUUCCUGUGGUUCGGCACCAGCGAGUCCAUGAUGAUCGGCAUGCUGUGUCUGUACAAUGGGCUGACCAUCUCGGCCUGGAACUCUCUCGAUGUGGUCACUGUGGAGCUGUACCCCACAGACCGGAGGGCCACAGGCUUCGGCUUCCUGAAUGCCCUCUGUAAAGCAGCGGCCGUUCUGGGCAACCUAAUAUUCGGCUCCCUGGUGAGCAUCACCAAAGCCAUCCCCAUCCUGCUGGCUUCGACUGUGCUCGUGUGCGGAGGACUCGUGGGGCUGCGUCUGCCCGACACACGAACCCAGGUCCUGAUGUGAUGGAAACAAAAGCCAUGCUCUGUGCUCUUCCUUCUCCUGCCCUGAGUCGAGUCUCUGGAUGCACUCAAGGCUUUGGGUUUUUCAGAUCUAGGAAAAUGGUCAAAUAUCAGAACACAACCUGUUACUGUGACUUAAAAUGUAGAUGUGUAUCAUCUUCCCCUUCCAUGUGGUUUUGGACCGGUUUAUUUUUCGUGCAUUGUUCAUCUUUCCUGACUGUGACACUGCUGCCUCCCAAAAUAUCAGGGGAAGAACUGCUAAAAUGUCCUAGUUGGCCAGGCCUCCCUGGGAUGCUGCUCGCUGAAGGUUCAGACACUAAGCAAAAGCCUGUUGUUGUAAGAAAUAGAUCCUGCUCCGAAGGCAACAUUAGCAGGAAAUAUACAUUGCCAUAUUAUUACAGUUUUGCUGAGGAGAGGGAUUCUUUUCUUUUUUUUUUUUCAAACAGAGUACUAUUUCCUGUUUACUUAGAAAAGGACACCCAGCAAUUUUUGCUGUUACAGCAGGGCCUUUCAAAGAAAACCAUGUGGUACACACAGGCUUGGGUGGGGCUCUUUCGGGCAGACAAUUAAGGUAGCUGUGUCCACAAGAAAAACAAAGGCUCAAGCAGUUACCACCAAAAACCAGAGUGAGCAGAAGCAGACAGAAAGUCCAAUUAAACUUCUAAAAAGUCUGAGGUGAAAGCAUUAUACCAGUGUUGGUGAUUGUGGCAUGUAUGUGGAUCACACUGUUUCAAAGUCAGUUUGCCUCCAUUUACCCUGCCCUCACCCACAUCUCAGACUGUGGUGGAUACUUGCCAGACAGAUUUAGAGGAGAGUCACUUCUUAAAAACCAGGCAUGAGCCAGGCAUGGUGGCUCAGGUCUGUAAUCCCAGCCCUCUGGGCAGCUGAGGCAGGAGGAUCACAAGUUAGACAGCACCCAGCCUGGGCAACUGAGUGACUUAGUUGCCUCAGUGCAAUGACCCUGGGUUCAUUCCCCUGUAUCACCAAAAAAUAAAAACAUCUGCCUACCUGAUUUUGCUAUUCAGACCAAUUUCUGUAGUCUAGAGAUUACAGUGGAUAUCUAAAUUGUAAUAAACUGCAAAUUUGGAAGAAAUUCACACCUAAAACCACAUGAAAAUGCACAGUGGUACCUCUUCCUGUACCUGUUUUCUAAAGAACAAUCUUACCCAAUCCCCUUUGGUGAAAGUUGGCAUUUACCUUCCUAGCUGGCAUCAUGGAAGCAGAUGCCCCCUCCAAGCUCCGCCUGGGCUGGCACCUGGUCCCAGAACUGGCUUGUACUCCAGAGGAGUCUCCACCAGACUAGGGCAGCAUCUCCUGGUGACCAUCUGCCUGCUCACUUUACCUCUGGAGACUCCCUGGGCUGGGAAGCAAGAGGUCACCAGGACAUUCCCACAGGGCCAGCUGUCAUCUACAAAACCUUCUCUCUCUGGAGCUGCCCCUCCCCCAAGUGCAUCCCUUUUACACAUCUUUGAAAUCUGAAGCCUCCUUGUGGACUUGCAGCCAGGAAAUAAAUCCCAUAUUUAACAAGAUUCCUUUUUUAACUCUCCAUGUCUUGUUGGAGGGUGAGCCUCAUUAGCUCUUCUAGGAUCUUGCAGGAAGGGGCAGGCUUUUGUUUCCACUCAUCUUUACAUCAAGAGAGGUCCUCAUUCCCUAGGGACCCCUCAGGGUCUUUUCCUCGCCUCAGGAUCCUUCUUGAACUGGCACUGAAAAGUGUCUGUCAUUAACAUAAGCCAUGAAUCAAUGGGGCUAGUGGAGGGGGCAGCCAGAGUGGGGCUGUGGUGGGAAGAAGGUGUCUCCCUGGGGAGGUAUGUAUGUGUCAGGAACGGAACAUCAAGAAAACUCAAACCAAAAUCUGCAGGGAUGAAAGGAAGAAGGAAAAUCAGUAGAGACUGGAGGACAUGACUUAUUUGAGAGAUAGGGCCAGAAUUUAGCUCAGUGGUUCCGCCGCCGCCUGCCUUGCAAGUGCAAGGUUCUGAGUUCUAUCCCAGGGACCAAAAACAAAACAAAACUUACUUGAGAGAUAACAACAAAGCAGGAAAAGAAAGAGAACUCCACCCCUCACUUCUUUCUCCUGCUGUAUUAUUGGAGAACAAAAGACUGCAGUUGAGAACCCAAGAAAGUACCCUGUAUGUUAUUCUGUUUCCAUGUGGACUCAUUUCCCUGCUUCUCUUCCCCUUGAUUUGUCUUCUUUACAAAAGGACCUGAUGGGGAGUGAGCAGAGCUUUUAGUUAAAUGGGUCAUGUGCAGAAUAACUGAGAAAAUGAGUCUUCUCUCUGUCCACCGUGCAAAAGAAAGGCAGAAAUGUGCAUGUCUUGCUAGCUGUCCAUGAUAGUUAACUUUGCUUACUAGACUAUCCUUUGUUUUUAAAAAUUCUCUAUUGUCCACUGUAGAUUCUAAAUGCAUAAAAUAUCUACCAAGCUGUGGGGCACAGACAUUCAGAUUUUUAUCUGAACACUGGGCCGGGCUAGCAGGACCCUGGUUCAUGAGACCUCCCACUUUGUGUCCCCCUCAGAAGGACCAUGCUUGGCCUUCUUAUCAUCUAACCUGAGCCUCCUGGGUGGCCCAAGAGGGAUCUCUUCUAAUGUUCUGGACAGUGUGUGGUCACAAACCUUCUUGGUCACCACCUUUUCCACUUUCCAUACACUUUCCUCUGCCUCCCUCACUCAGUUCAUUCCCUUACUGUCUGUGAGGGCUCCUGUUGCUUUCAAAGGUGUGUGGUGUGGCCUGCUGGGCUUACUCAUGGUGUAGCUGAGGAUUAGGGUACAACUGUGAGAUCAAACAGAAACUCGCAGUUGUGUGAGGGUAACUGGCCACUGGCACUUGAACAUGCAACUGUAGAUGUAGUUUCAUCUACAGUAGAAGGAAAAUGAAAGUGUAAAGGUGAAAGCCUAGCAAACAAUCUCACUUACUCCUGUAUUUCCAACUCUUUUUCUAACUAAAAUUUCCCCUUAGCUAUUUAGAAUUGAUUCAGAGUCCUGUUAGUCCUGAGUCCUGUUACUAUCACCGAAUCUUCUCAGUGUGGAUAACAAACAGCUCCUGUAAAUUAGGUAUUCUGCACCACCUUAUCCCCAGGUAUUGGGUCUUCAGGCACCAACUUGCUCCCAGUCCUGCUGCCUGACUCAUGACCCACAGAGACGAGACCAAUGGGUCCCAUGCCAGCUCUGCCACUAGGGACUGGGGAGCCCCAGAUCUUGCCUGGGAUUGAACAUCUCUGGUCCUUAGUUUUUCUAUUGGUAGAGUUAAAGAUUGGGACUACUUUGUUCUCCAAGUUCGAGAAGAUUGUCAUGAAAAUAACUUCAUCUUCUCUAUCUUCUGAUGAACCAGCACUAAGUUGGCUCAGUUUACACACUGAAAACUUUUAAAAAUAAGCAAGUAUAUAAGGGGGCAAGAACUUGCUUGGAAAGGUCUUCUGGGAUAGACCAGAGAGUGUAGUUCUUACAUUGUUUGCCCCACCUGCUCCUCACAGCCCUGAGCGUUAUAUCAAUUCAAAGAAGCUGGACAGUUACCAUGGCCCAACCAGAGAAGGGACCCACCCUGAUGGAUGUACCCACAGUAGGAAGACUCUCCAACCACACCACUACCGCAAAGGGUGAAUCCCACAGCUCCUCCAUUCCAUUGCUUUCUUGAAACAUGGCCUUAAGUAGACCCAGGCCAUCAGAAACAGAGUUUCUCAGUGAGUUCACCUCAGUUGGGAAAUGGACCUUCACUUACAAGUCUCACCAAAUCACAGCUCAGGUUUGCACUAAGAACUCAUUGGCUGUUUUUCAGAUUAUUUUAAGGGUUCAAGGAGAGCUGGGAAAAGAAAUGUGGUGGCAGAGGGAAAGUCUGAGACAUCAUUGAUAAAGUUUUAGGGACAAGAGGAGGCCACUGCAGAGACACUCUAAGCCUUGGAAUUGUUCCCCUCACAUCCCAUGGGAAAAUCUUGUGAUUUCUUCUCUGAAACCAAAGCAUAAUAUGAUACUCUCCAACUUUUUCUGUUUAAUUUCAAAAUGGUCUUUAUCUGUUUCUUCAUAAGACACUUUACCUGUUCAUGCAUAGAAGUUUCAUGCAGCCAGGAACAUCUGAUUUGGGCCUUCACCUACAAUCACAGGAGGAAAACUGCUUGUUGUUAUUCAGAGACAUACUGGAUGCAUAUCGAGUUUCCUUUUAAUUCCCAGAUUAUGCCAAACUAAGUCUGAUUACUAUACCUACAAAAACACCAGUCGUGUUGUUGCAACAAAAUCUAGGCAUUCGGGCACUCUGAAGUGAACUAUAGAGGAUACAUUUAUUAGUUUUUGUUCCUGCUGAGCAGUGUUUUGAGCAAUGCCUCUCUUGUAAACUGUGUAAUGUAGAUGAAAGGAAAUGGUCAGUGUCCUCUGGGUGCAAUGCAUCUUGUUUGAGGAGUGGAGUGAUCAUUCUGCGUGCACCAUUCAUUGACUUCUCUCCCUGUCAACAGUCUGUCCCCAAUCAGACACAGAGCCUUUGCCAAAACUUUUGCCAUCUUUCUAGAACAAUACCUAGAGCCAGCUUAGCAAUCCCAGCAUUUGGAGUUGUAAGAGUUCAGCUCCUGAGUCUAUGUAGGUACUGAUGAAGGGUAGGGGAGAGAGCUGGCUGACUUUCAUGUGCUUAUUCCCUUGAUAUUUAUGAAGCACCUCCCCAUGUGCUGUGUAUCCAGGUGCUGAGCUGUGUGCAGAUAAUUAACCCUUUGCUGGGUUUAAAUAAGAGCAAGGAAGUGCAUUCCUGCCUUACUUAUUAAGCUCCUUACCCCAUCUUCAUAAAGUGCAUUUUUCUGCAUGUAAAACUGUGCAGUAAUUAGGAUUACUUUUGACAGAGAAGACCCCUUUAUUGCCUGGCCUUUGUUGGAGGGAAAAUGAGAAAAAUAGACCCCCACGCAUGCUGUCUUUAGGAAAUUGUGCUAAGACACUAUUCAAGGAAAAGAGCAGCAGAGAUAGGCCCAUCUUUUUAGAGAUGCUCCUUUCUUCUGAGGUUCUUUUCAAGGUCUGAAGUGGAGAAUGUUCCCAAGCUGUAGGCUAGGGUUUUCUCUCCAGAGCCUUGGCAGCCAACUGCUGCUUCCCUGGCCCCUGCCUCCCAGGUGUUAUGUUUCUGAUGUCCCAAUUUGUGACUGAGUCAAGCUGUCUUUGCAGACACCCUAGAGCAACUUCCCCUUCUCCACCUCGGGCAGAUAAGCCACCCGGAAAACAGGUUCUGACAGCACUCGCUGUCCCAGGGUAUUUGGAGGCUUCAGCGUAAAAGCAGGAGCAGGAUGGAGAAGGCCAUUGUCGGGGACCUGCUUGCUUUCUGUAUCCACCAACUCUCUCUGUGCCCCAGCACUACAUACCCACUCUCUUCCUUUCCAUCACACUCUUCUUCCUCCUUCCUCGGUCUUGUCACCUCUUGACUGCACCAAAGCAAGGCUGGACUUUCCUAGGGCACUGGGGACUGAGCAGUGUGCCUGUCUCUGCCUGUCAUAGAGGCACAGAGGAUAGAGAACAUGGGGAUCAGGAGAGAGUGUGGGAGCAUGAGCAAUGGCCUGGCUGGAUUUGACAGAGCUCCUGUUCCAGGCUAGGUUUCCACCUGCUUCUCAAGCACUGCUGAAAGAGGGGGACAUCCCCAGCCAGGUGCUUGUUACUCACUGACCCAUGGGAGGUGGGCAGCACCUCCCUCUCCUGGUCUGCAGCGGACCCAACUUGGCUGGGGGAAUAGAGGUGGCCAGCUUCCGACCUGUCCUUCCACGUUAGCACCAGGCUACAACUAGGAGGAGGAGAAAGCAAACAGAGGCCCUUCGUUCCGACUCAGACAGGGUUUAACCUUGGCUGACAACCUUGCUCAGCAGCAAGAGUGAGUCCUAAGCAGCUGGUGGCUGCUCAUAGGGACUGUGGUCAUCCCACCCCUGGGCCAGCAAGGGGCUGCAAUGACGGGCUCAAGCGGGUUCAUCAGAGCCAGCUGUCAGUUUCAGGACUUUUCAGAACUGGUUAAGAAGCAUAGACAUUAGUGAAAGUACCAGUUGAUACUUAUUCAAAACACAUCACAUUCUACUUAUUUGGUACCUUUGGCUGCUUCUAUGCCUUGAGGUGAUACAUGCCUUUUACAUCUGUGUGGGAGAAGCAUUGUAUUCACAUGCACCCAGAAUAGGACCCACAGGGCAGAGAAUCCCUGCUUUCUUUGGGUGUUGCUCCUAUUUUAUGCUGUGCAAAUCGAAUUAAACUAUUUGGAAGUUACAAAGUCUCUCCUUCUGAGCCCCAAGUAGUUUAUCCAGGAAGGAACCUUUUCUCACCUUUGACAUUCACCAGGCCUGUCUAGGUAGAACUUGACAGAUGAUGGCUUGAUUUCAUUUCCACCAUGGCAAUUGCUACAUAUUUAUUACACUAAAUCUAAAUCAGUAAAAGAAAGGAGAAAUGUUCUUUCUUUAUAUGUACUUUCCAAAAUGUGGUUGUGUAUCCUCCCACUGAGCCAGAAACACGUUGAACAGACUAUAUGUCCUUUGUGAAUGUCUAGAUACUGUAAACAGAGUCCUAGAAGUGUUUCAAGUGUGCUCCAUUCAGGACACGCGGGAAACCUCCACGCCACCCUCCUUUGUGAUGAGAUCUUGGCAGGAAUCCUGUCCUGGAUUUCCUGCCUGGGUGUAUUGCUUUGUGUCCUUUUCUUUCCUGUGUUUAAUGCUGUGUAAGCUGUCCUUGCUGUGUGUGUUCCCUGCUAGCCCUACUGUACUGUAUAUAUGUGCGGCAUGUGUGCAACUCAGUAAAUUCCUUUUCAGGUUUCUGGACUUUUCAUCUUAAGUACAGCUGAUCCUGCUGUGAACUCAUCUUUCUGGUAUGCUCCUCUGUGUCUGAUUUUGAUUGCCAAAAUAUUGGACCAAGAGUGUUUUCCUAAUAUCCCGAGACAGCCAUGUGUAUCCUUGUGAAAGGGCAUGCUCCAUGUGGGAUGGCUCAUGUACAGCUUAAAUUUAUCAUGUGUGGAAGUGUGUAUACAUUUAUAUGCCAGACAACUAACAUUCAUGUAACAGCUGCAGAGAUAUUUAAUGUACGUCAGAUUAAUAAAAGAGCAUUUUUGCUCCAUUAUAUUCAAA